GGUUGUGGCUCUCUCUCUCUCUCUGUCUUUCUCUUUCUUUCUUACAUUACAUGCACCCACUAGACCCACCCAACUGGCACUUUUGAUUCAUUCACAUCGAGAGUCGAAUGGGGGAGGAUGAGGACAAAACUAGUCUAGGAUUUGAGUCUGAUUCUCUUUGUUCUUUCCCACUCCCUUUAGUUCUAUCCUUCUUGAUCCAUCACCCAAGUAUAGGGAAACAUAUCACUUCAUCAUCUACAGAUUUACUGUUACCUGCCCUUUUUUUUUUUAGGUUUUGUUUUUUUGAAAGGAGAGCCCCCGGGGUGGGGGGACUUACUUCUUUUCUUGAUAAAAAGGAGCCAGAGAUUGAGGGAUAAGGCAUUCAGAUUGGUGGGUUUUCUUUUGAGGAGAAAAAAAAAUGAAUGUCUUGGCCUCAGAAUGUAGUAGUGGGUGUGAGUCUGGUUGGACUAAUUACUUAGAACAGUCUUUUCUAUCUACAAAUCCUCCGCAUAAAGGUCAUGGUUUAAGGGAUAGAAAGAGUGGCUUUUAUGAUGAACAUAGAGAGAAUAGAGGUAAAGAAGAGGUUGAUGAUGUUGUUGAAGAAGAAGAAGACCUUUCCAUGGUUUCUGAUGCAUCUUCUGGGCCUCCACAUUUCUAUGAAGAUAAUGGUUACUUCAACCAUGAUAAUCAAUAUCAUCAGUAUACCGCAUCCAAAGGUGCUUCAUUGAAUAAUAAUGCUGGCAAAAGACACAGAAACAAGGAGUGUCGAAGAUGCCGGGAAGAUCAGGAACUGCCUUCUUUUCUUGAUGAUACAGCCAGCUCUCCUCUCAUCAAUUUCUCCAAGAAUAAUUUUGCACACACCAAUAAUCAAGCUUCAAUGGAGAGUGUCUUUGAUUGUUCCCAGGGGUUCUCUGCAACACACUUUCAGGGAGGACCUGCAUUCCAAGACCACUUUGGUUUUUUACAGUUUUCUCCAUCUGGAAACCGGCUACAAAAUAACCAUUUGAAAUAUCACCUCAUUGGAAGUUUCAAAAUUGACAGGUCGUUUUAAGGAAAGAGAAUGGACUGGGGAUGGGAUAAGGUGCAUGGUUAAGUUUCUAAAUAUCAGCCUGCUCUUGCUGCUACUGGAUCUGUGGCUCUAAAAAGAAAUGGAAGAAGGCUUGCCAAAGUUAAAAAAAAAAAAAA
Molecule: messenger RNA, 1164 nt
Organism: Durio zibethinus
Lineage: Eukaryota; Viridiplantae; Streptophyta; Magnoliopsida; Malvales; Malvaceae
Source: RefSeq, a predicted model, not a curated record